AUGCCCGCUAUCAGAGGCGCAGACUCUAAGAAGAAGACGCGUCGCCACACGCGCGACCUCGACCAGAUCCACGCCGACCUGCGCUCCGACCGCCACCUGCAGCAGUACACCGAAACAAAGGUCGAGGAAGACCUGCCGGGCCUGGGAAAAUUCUACUGCAAGGAGUGCGCCAAAUGGUUUGAGAGCGAUUACAACCUCGUCGCGCAUCGACGCGGCAAGCCUCACAAGCGCAGGGUCCGCCAACUGCGCGAGGAACCAUACAGCCAAAAAGAAGCGGAGGCAGCUGUUGGCCUGACUACCGACAACGGUUCUCGCACUACGUCUGCUGCGCGCCAGGACAAC
Messenger RNA from Aplosporella prunicola CBS 121167, 342 nucleotides. RefSeq lists its product as uncharacterized. Lineage: Eukaryota; Fungi; Ascomycota; Dothideomycetes; Botryosphaeriales; Aplosporellaceae. The annotation marks the transcript as partial. The record is from RefSeq and is a predicted model, not a curated record. Gene Ontology annotation, molecular function: zinc ion binding; nucleic acid binding. The transcript is spliced from 2 exons. Gene Ontology annotation, cellular component: nucleus.